ACACGAAACGAACCUACGCAGAUGAUGUCAGGACGGGAGAUGUCGGCAAGAUGACAGCGUUCGUAUAACGCUCGUCAUACAUCUAAAAAGAAAAAAAAAAUUUUUUAAUUAAAAAAAAUUUGCGCAACUUAGUUUGAAAACAAAAAAAAAAAAAAAAAAAAAAAAAAAUUCGCGAAAUUUUCAUAAAAAGUGCUGUUUCAACCAGUCCCCGCCCUCGGAAAAAAAUAGUCGUCCAUUUAAACAAUCUUUCUCACUCUUAUUCUCUCUCUCCCUUUAACUUUCUGUGUCAAUGUAUGUGUUGUGUAGACGAUUAUCAUCAUCCUCGUCGACGUCGUCGUCGUCGUCGUCAUCGUCAUUCGUCGCCAAUUUAAUAUCAAAAUAUCAACGAUGUCGUUCUAAAAGUGUUGUGUACGAUUCCUCUUUUUCAAAUUAAUUUCAAAAAAAAAAGAAACCAAAAAAAAAAAGAGGGAAUCGUACAAAAUUAAAAAUUUGUGUUUCUGUUACGUUAAAGCCUUAUUUUUUUUUUUUUUUUUUGGCUUAAAAACGUAAAAAUAGAAAAAUAAAAGGAUAUGAGCAUUUUCGGUGAUUUCCAGAGGGUCUGGGUCCAACGAUUCCCAGACAGCGCCCUGCCGGCCGCCUGGGAAGAAGACGUCAGAGCCAACCUCGUUAAACACCAACACAAGGUCGCUGCACUAAGGGAGGAACUCGAGAAAGAAGAAUUUUACGUGGAAUAUCUUGAGAGGCUUCUUGCCGAUGUUGAACGUCACAAACAAUUGGCAAAUAAUACAACAUCAGAAUCAAAAACAACUGGUGCCGAAUCACCAAGUCAAAGUUUUCAUACUGCCGAAAAUAGUCUCAAUGAAUCGUCAUUGGUAAAAAAUGAUGGCGAAACGAAUACAGAAUCAAUUCCAGUACGUGAGGAUAUUAGUACACUACAGGAUAAAUGUGUUUCUGAAUUGAGUUCAACGUUAAAUUGUCAUCGACGGCCAAAAAGUGAAAUACCAAGGAGUCCCGAGAAAGUACCUGAAUUUCGAAGAAACAGCAAUCCCGAUGUACCGAGUAAUUAUGUCACUGUCAUUGAAGUCACUGGGAGUUCUAAAAAAGAAAAGAACGAAGAAUCCGUUAAGGAUGAGGAAGAAAAGGUGGACUCCGAUGAGAAAGCGACGAACGACGAUGCUGAGGAUGGUGACGCUGAGGCAUCCGAAGAGGAGCCUUAUUAUGAUUCAGUGGCUCUUGAUCAAACGGGAGAAUAUGUUUACAUAGACUCAAGAGUACCGGCUGUUGAGAAUAAUAAACUUCCGGUAAGGAGGCCACCCUCCCUACCAGAAUCACCAGGGAACCAAAGUAAUUACGUCAACAUUGACUACUUCAUCCAGUUCCUCAGGCAUAGGGCAGCAAUGGACAGUGAGGACGAGGAGGGUCCAAGUCCAGCGCCACCGAUCCUCCUUCGUGCACUAUCGACUGACAACGAAACAGGUAGUAGCGAUGCCGAACCAUUGAGUUUGAGUGAAGGUAGCCUCGAAUCACCAACGCCAACAACACCAAGAAGAAGUCAGGAGAAGGUCAAUAAAGAUGGCGAUCAAGACGACAGAACAUUAAUGGUCAAAUGUAUUGUCAGUUCGGUUGUUGAGAGCGAGACAAUCUAUGUUGAAUGUCUUAAUGUCAUGUUACAAUAUAUGAAAGCAAUUAGAGCAACAUUAACAACAUCACAACCAGUAAUUACCGAAGAGGAAUUUGGAACAAUGUUCUAUAAAAUACCCGAACUUCAUGCAUUACAUCAAACAUUUCUUGAGGGUUUACGUAAGAAAAUGGAAAAAUGGGACAGUAAAACGACAGUUGGCGAACAAUUUAAAGUAAUGGGCAGUAAUAUUGGUGUUUAUGGUGCAUUUUUACAUAAUUAUGCAAGAGCAACUGACACUGUUCGACGUUGUUCACAUCAUUCGGCACAAUUUGGUGAAAUUACAAGAGACAUUAGAUUACGAGGUUUUCCCAAAGGACCGGGAUUAUCACUUGAGGAUUUACUUCAUAAGCCAGUUGCACGAGUUCAAAAAAAUGCCCUCGUUCUUCAUGAUCUGCUUAAACAUACACCAGCGACACACGCGGAUCAUGCUCCUCUAACGGAAGCUCUAACAAUGACAAGAAAUUUUCUCGAUGAAUUUAAUAUUAUACAGACCAAAUCAAUGUUCCCAAGUCACGAUCGAGCACAACGAAGACUUGUCAAGAAUUCAUUUGUCGUUGAAUUGGCUGAUGGACAUCGAAAAUUACGACAUCUAUUUUUAUUUAACGAUGUAAUUGCUUGCGCCAAAUAUAAAGCAUCAGGACGUGAAAAAUUUACUUUCGAAUUAAAAUGGUAUAUCCCCGUUGCUGAGGCAAUGGUCCUUGAGGAUGGAAUUGAGCCUAGAGAAAAUAGCCCCGCAAAUGUUGUGGCACUAAGAUCACAGGCGUGUACCGUGAGGGAUCAAAUAUUAUGGGAGGAACGAAAUGAUGAGAAAAGAAUUCGCAUUGGUGGUAGAGGUGCCGAUAAGAAUAGAAAAAAAUUAGCCGAAUUAGAAGCACAAUUGGUAUUGGCGUCACCAAAUUUAGUGUUACGUGUCUCGUUAAAAAAUCAAAAUCGUAUACAAAAUUCAUAUACAUUUUUUUUAUCAAGUGAAUUUGAACGUUCACAAUGGAUUGAAGCUGUUGAGGCAUUACAACAAGGUGGACAACCACCAGGUUCAUUACCAUUGACAAUGUAUGAACUUCAAGCCUGGGUCACAGCGUGUCGAACAUAUUUACAAACAGAUAUGGGAAGUUAUUUAUUACGUUCACGACGUGAUGAGAGUCUUUUACUUGGUGAUUUACAUUUGACUUUACUUGGUCUCACACCACCGGGACUUGAUAGAACUGGAGAUCUCUAUAUUAUUGUUGAAGUCGAUAGUUAUGGUCAUUAUUUUAAACGUGCACGAAGUCGAGUUGCUCGAGGUCAAGCGCCAACUUGGGGUGAAACUUUUGUUGUGGAACUUGAGGGAUCUCAAAAUUUAAGGAUUCUUCUUUAUGAAGAAUGUGGAACACGUUCUGUUUUGCGUGGUAAGUGCACUCAACGAUUGAGUAGAUCUUGGCUAUUGGAAAAUCAAGUUGAUCAGGUAUUGAAGUCAUUAAAUUUGGGUCCUGCGUCACUUGAUGUAUCAUUGAAAUUUGUACCAAGUGAAGUUACCCUAAGAAGAGUGCCUUCGGCUAAACCGCAGGGACUUUUUGGCGCAAAAAUUCAACAAGUUUGCAAACGGGAGAAGCGAGAUGUGCCUUUCAUUGUUACGGCUUGCGUUCGAGAAGUUGAGAGGCGAGGUGUGGGUGAAGUUGGUCUCUAUCGUGUGUCUGGUUCGGCUUCGGAUUUGGCAAAAUUGAGAAAAUCGUUUGAAAGCAAUUCUUACGAGGCUGAGCAACUACUCAAAGAGGUGGACGUGCAUUCAGUGACGGGUGUAUUGAAAUUGUAUUUACGUGAAAUGCCAGAGGCAUUAUUCACUGACGCAUUAUAUCCAGCAUUUCUUGAGGCAUUUCAAACUGGUGAGGUGUCACGUAAUACGGCAUUACGUCGAGUUUAUGAAGGUUUACCAACAGUUAAUAAAGCUGUAAUUGAUUUUCUAUUAGCUCAUUUAAUACGCGUUAAUAAGCAUGAGGCUCAAAAUAAAAUGUCAUUGCAUAAUUUAGCAACUGUAUUUGGUCCAACAUUAUUGCGUCCCGGUACAAGUAGUAAUCGUACUGAUUCAAAAAGUCGUGAUCCACUUGCUGCCGGUACUGUUGAUGUUAUGGCACAAGCCGGUAUACUUUAUUGUUUUUUACAAAUGCAAAUGCAGACGCAACAAAGCAAUCAAUCACUCUAGUCGAGUACAUCGCGAUCAAUCAAUUUAAAUCUAUUUUUUAUCAUAAAAAAAAACUUUUGCCCCCUAAAAAAAGAAAUCCCAUAUAGAAGCUUAGAAUUAUAAUAUAUAUAUAUAUAUAUAAUAUGCUUCGUUUAUUUAAAAGUUAACCAUGAAAAAAAUGUGAACCUUGGACAAGAAACGGAUUCAGUCAAAAAAAAAAAAAAAAAAAAAAUACUGAUUGACAUUUCGUAUUGUCUUAGUACCAAUUCACACCAUACACUUUGUAAGUAGCGUGUAGCAGAAAGUGAUAUAUUUUAUACUUUGCGAUUGUAUUUUAGACGUGUUAUAUUUUCACGUCGCUCUUUUUCAGAAGAAAGAUUUAAAAAAAAAAAAAAUGAAAAGAGGAACGCUUUUAAAUACAUAAAAAAGAUGAAUAGAGGUCAAUGCUUCGAAAAAUGUACACUUUUUGCAUUCGCGCGUUCCUAUAUAAAUAAAUAUAUAUAUGUAGACAAUUCUAAUAUGAUGCAAAAAGAAAAAAAAAAGAAAAACCUUUGUGAUCCUUUUAUAUAUAUAUAUAUAUACUUAUAUGUAUACUCGUAAAAUUUUUGAGAUGACCUCUCUCUUUUUUAUAGAACCUUUACAAAACAAAAAAAUCCGGAGUUCUUUAUACUCCAAAAAAAGUGUUGAAUGCUUCUCCUCGCUUCAAGACUGAUUUUUCCGUCUCUGGUUAAAUUUUACUAGACUCUCGUUAAGAAUUGUUUUUUUUUUUUUUAAAAAAAAGCAAACAUUUUUGAAAGUAGAUUUUACGAAUGCAAAAAUAACGUUUUUUAUAUUGACAAAAAAAGCGAGAUUAAAAAUUUUUCAGACAAUAUUCGCUAAUUAUAAAUAUAUAAUAAAAAUUAUUAUUAUUAUUAUGUCUUUAUAAUGCAUGAGAUUUGGAUAAUUAUGAGAGAAAAAAAAAAUUAGCUUUAGAUAAAAUGUUUGACAUUUUUAAUAAUUUCUUUUUUCAAAUUUUUUUUUUUUUUGAGAAUGUUUAUCGAGAUUAUUGUGUGUGUGAUAGAAAUUUUGUGAAACUGAAUUGGAGGACGCUUCUGCGCAUGCGCUGUAGAUCAUUUGAAAUUUAUAGACAUGCGCAGAAAUAGCCAAAGGAUUGUAAACGUGAGCAAAAAUAGAAAUUCGCUUGCCUUAGACGUGCGCAAUAGUUUACAAAAAAAUAAAAAAAAUUAUAUACCUGCGCAGUAGAUCAAAACAAAAGUGCUCUAUUUAUGCGCAGUAGAUCAGAAAGUAUUCUUAUAUAUAUGCGCAAUAGGUUUUUUAAAAAUAAAAAUUUAUUCUAUCCAUGCACAGUAGAUCAAAAAAAAGAAAAAAUUUAUGUGCAGUUGAGCAAAAAAUAUUUCUGCAUAUGCGCAGUAGAUCAGAAAAAAAUUUUAUCAAUACGCAAUAGAUCAGAAAUGCUUCUUUUUUAUGCGCAGUAGAUUAGAUCAUGUUCUCUUCAUGCGCAAUAGAUCAAAAAGCAUUCUGCAUAUGCGCAGUAGAUCAAAAAAUGUUCUAUUUGUGCACAAUAGUUCAAAAACAUAUUUUACUCAUGCGCAGUAGCAGCUAAACGACUUGGGGAUCAAUUUUUUAAAACCGUUUUUUGAUAUAAAAACAAAAAAAAAAUCUAAAUUUAAUGAGAGAUGCCUGUAAUCGAUAGUCUUCAUAUAACCUAAAAAUAAUCCUGCCGACGCUCAUUCCAAAAUUGUCAAUCCUCCCUCCCUCUUUUUUUCCGUAUAUAACAAUAAUUAGUAUCGAUUUUUUUUUCGAAAUCAAUGCGAUCUAUAUUUCGAUAAAUGAUGUGGUUUUUUUUUCUUUUUUUGACAAGUGUAUGUUUGAAAAUUUUUUGUAAAUGCAUAAUAUAUAUUGUAUAAUGUAUGUAUGGUAAUGUGCGUGAUCCAAAAAAAAAAAAAAAAAAAAAAACCGCCUUUUUGUAUAGGUAAUGUAAUAUCAAUAUUACAUACGAAAUAUUUUUCUUUAUUGUGCGCACAUUCUUGGAAAUUUGUUUUUAAUUUUUUUAUUAAAAACAAAUUUCGAGAAAAUGUGCGCGCAUUUUUUGUACAUUUUCGCGAAGUGUAAAGACGAUUAACCAUCACGAAUAUGAUAUUAGAGCAUUAAAUAUAUAUUGUACAUGUAUUAUUAUUAUUAUUAUUAUAAUAUUAUAAUUAUUGUAUUAUUA
Molecule: messenger RNA, 6048 nt
Organism: Leptopilina boulardi
Lineage: Eukaryota; Metazoa; Arthropoda; Insecta; Hymenoptera; Figitidae
Gene: RhoGAP1A
Product: active breakpoint cluster region-related protein
Exons: 11
Coding region: 570-3857 (1095 amino acids)
Biological process (GO): intracellular signal transduction; positive regulation of GTPase activity
Cellular component (GO): membrane
Molecular function (GO): guanyl-nucleotide exchange factor activity; GTPase activator activity
Source: RefSeq, a predicted model, not a curated record